CGGAUAUUGGACGGAAACGGGCGAGUUGAAGAAAUAGAGGGAGAAGCAGCAAAGGGAGAUGCUUGGAUAAAUAAAUUCUCAAAUAAGCCGAUAAAACAGAGGAACCGUUUUCAAGUUGAUUGACUUUUAUCUAACCCUGUCGACGGAAGAACCGCAGUAAUGUCUGCCCAAGCUCAAAUGAGAGCUUUGCUCGACCAGCUGAUGGGAACAGCGAGGGACGGGGAUGAGACGCGGCAGAGGGUCAAGUUCACUGACGAACGAGUCUGCAAAAGUCACCUUCUCAACUGCUGCCCACAUGAUAUCCUCUCUGGAACUCGCAUGGACCUGGGGGAGUGCACUAAGAUCCAUGACCUGGCACUUCGGGCUGAUUAUGAAAUUGCCUCCAAAGAGAGAGAUCUUUUCUUUGAGCUUGAUGCAGUGGAUCACCUAGAGUCUUUCAUUGUGGACUGUGAUCGGAGGACAGAACUGGCCAAGAAGCGCCUGGCUGAGACUCAAGAAGAGAUCAGUGCAGAGGUGGCAGCAAAGGCAGAGAAGGUGCAUGAGCUAAAUGAGGAAAUAGGAAAGCUCCUGGCCAAGGCUGAACAGCUCGGAGCUGAGGGCAAUGUGGAUGAGGCUCAGAAAGUCCUGCAAGAGGUGGAGAAGGUCCGCACGAAGAAGAAGGAUGCAGAGGAAGAAUACAGAAACUCCAUGCCAGCCUCAAGCUUUCAGCAGCAGAAGCUUCGGGUGUGUGAGGUGUGCUCUGCUUACCUUGGUCUCCAUGACAACGACCGUCGUUUGGCUGACCAUUUUGGCGGGAAGCUUCACCUCGGCUUCAUUCAGAUCAGAGAAAAACUGGACCAGCUAAAGAAAACUGUGGUCGAGAAGCAGGAGAAGAGGAAUCAGGAGCGCUUAAAGAGACGAGAAGAAAGGGAGAAGGAGGAAAGGAUGAGGAGGAGGACCAGAUCAAGGAGCAGAGAGCACAGAAGGUCCCGUUCUCGUGACCGCAGAAGGAGACGCUCACGCUCUUCGUCACGAGACAGGCGCCGUUCCCGCUCACGCUCCAGGGAGAGGAGGAGACGGCAUCGCAGCCGAUCCCGCUCACGCAGCCGAGGACACCGUCACAGCCACGAGCAGAGCUCCAGACACAAGUCAUCCAGAGAUCGAGAGCGCUCGUCCAGGGACCGGGACCGCUCAUCCAGAGACCGGUCACGGGAGCGAGACAGAAGGGAUGGUAUGAAUGGCAGGUCGGACUCCCGCAGGGCAGACGACAGAGACACGGGGGACCUCUGAAGACCAAACUCCAUCCAUGACCACAACACCACAGCCUCCUCCCGUCUGUCCAUUUAUAAUAUCCUAAUGUUAAACACCUUGCCUCGACACCCCACCCCUCUGUUUUCCCGCCUGCCUCCUUUCUUUGCUUUAGUGCAGCCAGAGUGCACACAUACUAUCAAGUAUAAAAUUGAGUUUUUCUGUUUAGUUGUUUUUUUUUCCUUUCUUUUUUUUUAAUAGCAUCAGAUACAUCUGAUUUUUUUGGGAUUUGGCAGGUUAUUGGUCAGUAGUGGAGUGUACUCUUAAUACCCACAUCUGUAACUCGGUGGCUUGUCUCUAUCCAGUCCAUCCCUUGUCUUGUUACUGCCCUGAAAUGUGUCCACUAGAAAAGGCAAACUGAUCUGCUGGACUGGAGCAUAAAAAUGUAACUGGUCCAUGUUCUUUUUAUUAUUAUCUGAUGGUCUUUUGAUAAAAAAAAAAAAAAAUCUGUCUGUAAAUAUAUCCUAGGCUGACUAAUUGUCUAAAAAAGCCUAGUCUUGUCAAGUAGUUUCUUGGUUUUUUUCCCCCCUCCUCAUUUCCCUCCUUGAAGAUUUCGUUUCGCUGUCUCAGUGCAGUUCUCGAAUGUCUGUCUACAUAAUGGUCUUCAGUGCUUAGUUCUCUAAAAUCCACUUAAAGUUUUAAAUUCAAAGGUUUUAAAGAUGUUAGCAUUAGUAUCCAACUUGCCUCCCUUUUUGUCUUUUUUUAUUAUCAUAAGUGAUCAGGUUACAGGUGACUUUCUUCAGUAUAAGUGAAAUCUUCUGAUCUAUAUUGGUGGCAAGUCUCUUUAUCAUUUCUUUCUAUCUUGAUUUCUUUUUAACAUACUGCAAAUAAACAAUAUCUUUAGAAUUUGUGUCAGCAUGUGAAGCAGUAGGUUCAGAAAUGAUCAAGUUCAGAUCUACUUACCUUUAAGUGAAAAAUUUAAACAUUUUUUGGCCCAACUUGAACAGAUUUCUUUUCCAUUAUGAUUAAAUGCAAACAGAUUUUAAUGGAUGCACUGCUUUACCUAAUGUGUGAAGUCAUAUCUGUUUGUUCUGCUGGAAACCUUUCUUUAAAGUCUCAAUUAAAAAAAGAAAAAAGCACCA
Messenger RNA from Pelmatolapia mariae (spotted tilapia), 2369 nucleotides. RefSeq names its product LUC7-like (S. cerevisiae) (gene luc7l). NCBI's taxonomy places the organism in Eukaryota, Metazoa, Chordata, Actinopteri, Cichliformes, Cichlidae. Bases 160 to 1269 code for a protein of 369 amino acids. Gene Ontology annotation, molecular function: mRNA binding. The transcript has 10 exons. Gene Ontology annotation, cellular component: U1 snRNP; U2-type prespliceosome. The record is from RefSeq and is a predicted model, not a curated record. Gene Ontology annotation, biological process: mRNA splice site recognition.